CCGCCCCUUUCCUCUCCCGGUUCGUGCUCCUCUGCCGCCAAGACUCUCUUCCCUUCACCCUCUGCAGAGGACCGGGCAGGCGUCAUUGACUGGAGGCCUGCCGGUUCUGUAGAUUCGGUAGAACCGGACCGCCGGCCUCUCGUGGUCUGAAUGGAGGGGGGUUUCGUGUCCCGGCGACCGUCUCUGGACGCUUCGGGCGUCGACAGGCGGGUCGCAGCCUCCGCCGCCGGGACGGAGAUCCGGAUUCUGGGCGGCAGGUUGAUGACCGCCUCGGAGGGGCUGCUCGGGCCGUUCUCCCCGAGCGCGGCCGGGGAGCAGGACUUUGUGUCGGUGUUGCACCGGAGCCCCGCGGAGACUCCGACCUCUGCGGAGGCAGACUCGGACUAUGAAGGGCUGCCGGACGGCGCGUCCACCAGCACGCACAUGCUGGCGGGCUCCGUGGCUGGAAUCAUGGAGCACUGCCUCAUGUACCCCAUCGACUGCGUCAAGACGCGGAUGCAGAGCCUCCAGCCCGAGCCCGGAGCGCGCUACCGCAGCGUGACGGACGCCCUGCGGCAGAUCAUCCGGACCGAGGGCGUCUGGAGGCCCAUCAGGGGGGUGAACGUGCUGGCGGUGGGGGCGGGGCCAGCGCACGCUUUAUACUUCGCCUGCUACGAGAAAAUCAAGUUCUCUCUGAGCGACGCCAUCCAUCCUGGAGCCAACAGCCACUUCGCUAACGGAGCGGCCGGCUGCAUGGCCACGGUGCUGCACGACGCCAUCAUGAACCCAGCAGAAGUUGUGAAACAGCGGCUGCAGAUGUUCAACUCUCCGUACCGUGGCGUGCUGGACUGCAUGGGCUCUCUGCUGCGGCGCGAAGGCCCCGCCUCCUUCUACCGCAGCUACACCACCCAGCUGACCAUGAACGUGCCGUUCCAGGCGCUCCACUUCAUGACGUACGAGUACCUGCAGGAGCUGCUCAACCCCCACAGACAGUACAACCCCUCCUCCCACGUGGUGUCGGGCGCACUGGCCGGCGCCGUGGCCGCCGCCGCCACCACCCCGCUGGACGUCUGCAAAACCCUCCUCAACACUCAGGAGGCCGUCCACGUGGAGGCGGCGGGCGGGGCCGUGGGGGCCGCCAACGGCCGCCACAUCUCCGGGCUGGGGGAGGCUUUCCGGACCGUGUACAGGAUGGGGGGCGUCCCGGCGUUUUUCAGGGGCGUCCAGCCGCGGGUCAUCUACCAGAUGCCCUCCACCGCCAUCAGCUGGUCCGUGUACGAGUUCUUCAAGUACGUCCUGACCAAGCGGCAGCACCAGCGGAGGCUGCGAGGAGACGGAGACAGAUAGACGGCGGUCCGGCGGCGGCUCGGCCCGCCGGGAUCACGGCUCCUGAUCCGGCACGGACGCUGGAGUCUUCAUCCUCUGAGGAAAACCUUUGCUGCUUUUCACUGAAGUGACUCAUAAAUAGGAAAGUUUGAGUUUGAUGGUGGAGGACCGCCCCCACCUCCACGCCGCUGGAAGAACGUCGACCCCCAGACCCCCAACUUUACACUGGUUAAAGUGUAAACGCCCCAAAAACAUCUUACAAUCCUGAUUCUGUUGGAGUCGGAACCUCUACAGACUCCAGGAACAAAAAUCCCAAAUAUAAAAAUGAGCUGCAGUCGCUCCGUAUGACCACCAGGGGGCGACAGGUCCGCCCUGUCCUGAUCAGAGGCAGAAAAAGCAGCACAGGAUCAGGGGGAGGAGCUUAGGCUAGGUUCUGAGGUGGAGAACUAAUCAGGUUUGGGUUUUCUUCAGUAUUUAUUUCCUCUAAACAUGAGAUUUAGUGCAGAACUUUCAGUCAGCCGCCAUGAAACCGACGCACAACGACUCGACUCGGAGGGGCCGAGACCCGACGACGUCCAACCCGCUACGUCUGAGCUACAAAUGGAAGUUUCUGCAGAUCUUUGCUCCUCUAAGGAUGCAAAGGAUUAUUUUAAAUGAAAGUAAAUGUGUGAAUGUGAGAAAUGUUCUGGAAACCAAAGUCGGUCAGCAGACGCUGCUGCAGGUGUCGCUGCAGGUGACGCUGCAGGUGACGCUGCGUUUGUGAACUGUAAAUAAAGAGGCUCCGGCAGCUCCUCGCAGAAGCAGGGUCUUCUCUUGGGGCUGGAUCUCCAAGCGCUGAA
Oryzias melastigma (Indian medaka) is the source of this 2144-nucleotide messenger RNA. RefSeq names its product mitoferrin-2. The record is from RefSeq and is a predicted model, not a curated record. Gene Ontology annotation, cellular component: mitochondrial membrane. The transcript is spliced from 4 exons. Gene Ontology annotation, biological process: iron import into the mitochondrion. Lineage: Eukaryota; Metazoa; Chordata; Actinopteri; Beloniformes; Adrianichthyidae. Gene Ontology annotation, molecular function: ferrous iron transmembrane transporter activity. The coding region runs from base 151 to 1326 and encodes 391 amino acids.